UCGCGAGAGCAGGGAGAGGAAGGGGAGGAGGAGGCGGCCCGGUUGCUGUCAAAGAUUACAGAGCUCCUCUAUUAUCUUUGGUUGCUGUCGCCGCCGCCGCCGCCGCCGCUCAUCGUCCUCGGCUCCGUUGGACGCGGGGCCGCCGCCAGCACCGACCGGGACACAAGGUUGAUCAUUUGUUGCUCUCCAGUCUGGAGGGAAGGCUACAUUCCACCCGACAGUAACGAUGCCACCCAAAUUUAAACGGCAUUUGGAUGACGAUGAUGUGACAGGUUCUAUCAGAAGUGAAAGGCGGAACUUAUUGGAAGAUGACUCUGACGAAGAAGAAGAUUUUUUUCUGAGGGGCCCUACUGGACCUAAGUUUGGACCAAAGAAUGACAAGAUCAAACAUGUUCAGAAUCAAGUAGAUGAAGUCAUUGAUGUGAUGCAAGAAAACAUCACCCGAGUGAUUGAACGAGGAGAGCGUCUUGAUGAACUACAAGACAAGUCUGAAAGUUUAUCUGAUAAUGCCACGGUUUUCAGCAACAGAGCAAAGCAGUUGCGACGUCAGAUGUGGUGGCGAGAGUGUAAGAUGAAGGUCAUCAUAUCAGUGGUUGUCGUAAUUGUCUUGUUAGUUAUUAUAAUACCUGUAAUUUUGAAGAAUCGUUCCUGAUAAUGAGACACGCACAGCGACAACGCAGAAAAGUUGCUGCCUCCGUCUCCAAAAAACAACUUGAGAUACAUGUAGAAUAUCUCCGUUGCGGUUCUAUCAACAUUUUACAGAAGAAAUCUGCACUUAUGAGCACUCACCUCAAUGAAUUCCUUUCUGGAAUAGGGAGCCAAUACAUUACCUAACUGCUGUCUACAAGAAGGGUAGUCUGUUUCCUUAUAAGCAUAUUGCAUCAUUACCAUGAUAUAUUUUGUUUUGUAAACCCUUCACUGAUAAUUUGAUUUUGGUGAAAUCUGGUAUCUAUGUCAUCUAUUUCACCCCCCCCCCCCCCCCCC
This is a messenger RNA of Leucoraja erinaceus (little skate), 984 nucleotides long. RefSeq names its product vesicle-associated membrane protein 4 (gene vamp4). The record is from RefSeq and is a predicted model, not a curated record. NCBI's taxonomy places the organism in Eukaryota, Metazoa, Chordata, Chondrichthyes, Rajiformes, Rajidae. Bases 227 to 652 code for a protein of 141 amino acids. The transcript has 8 exons. Gene Ontology annotation, biological process: Golgi ribbon formation; vesicle-mediated transport. Gene Ontology annotation, cellular component: membrane.